AUGUCCGUGUGGAGCACUCUCUUUGUUUGUGCAGCACAAGUCCACCAGCGGAGUCUGCGGCAGACUCUGCCCUCUAGCAUACUUAUUUUCGGAUAUACACUGUAUGCAGUGCCCGGGAUACAGCAGCGGUGAAAGUUGUGCAGUUAGUGCUGUGUGCCUAUUCUUCUGGUGUAGAAGUACUGUUCAGUCUGACUGGGCGGGUCCUGUCUGCUCCAGUGAUGCGGUGAUUACUAUAGGCGUCGCUGCCUGGUAUGAAAGCAGUGCCCUGCCAGGCAUUCUCACUAAGACCAGUAAAAGAUGCAUUUUGUACCUGCCCGAGUGCCUGUCAGCUGCAGGCCGCAUUGCCCAUCUGAGACACUGGCUGCUCUACAUAACAUGGACUUGUGUGUGUCUUUUGUCUCUGGGUGUGCACGGCGUAUGGUAUUCUGUGUAUUGAACCGUCUGAUGUGUUGAUGUGCUGCUGUAUCUGUCUGGACACUCUUCAUCUGUAUGUACCCC
Molecule: messenger RNA, 498 nt
Organism: Nematocida parisii ERTm1
Lineage: Eukaryota; Fungi; Microsporidia
Exons: 1
Coding region: 104-436 (110 amino acids)
Source: RefSeq, a predicted model, not a curated record